AUGACAGCUUGUGGAGAGAGGGGUGGCGGUUUUGGCUCUUCUGCUAGUGAUGGUUUUGGCUCUUCUGCUAGUGAUGGUUUUGGCUCUUCUGCUAGUGAUGGUUUUGGCUCUUCUGCUAGUGAUGGUUUUGGCUCUUCUGCUAGUGAUGGUUUUGGCUCUUCUGCUAGUGAUGGUUUUGGCUCUUCUGCUAGUGAUGGUUUUGGCUCUUCUGCUAGUGAUGGUUUUGGCUCUUCUGCUAGUGAUGGUUUUGGCUCUUCUGCUAGUGAUGGUUUUGGCUCUUCUGCUAGUGAUGGUUUUGGCUCUUCUGCUAGUGAUGGUUUUGGCUCUUCUGCUAGUGAUGGUUUUGGCUCUUCUGCUAGUGAUGGUUUUGGCUCUUCUGCUAGUGAUGGUUUUGGCUCUUCUGCUAGUGAUGGUUUUGGCUCUUCUGCUAGUGAUGGUUUUGGCUCUUCUGCUAGUGAUGGUUUUGGCUCUUCUGCUAGUGAUGGUUUUGGCUCUUCUGCUAGUGAUGGUUUUGGCUCUUCUGCUAGUGAUGGUUUUGGCUCUUCUGCUAGUGAUGGUUUUGGCUCUUCUGCUAGUGAUGGUUUUGGCUCUUCUGCUAGUGAUGGUUUUGGCUCUUCUGCUAGUGAUGGUUUUGGCUCUUCUGCUAGUGAUGGUUUUGGCUCUUCUGCUAGUGAUGGUUUUGGCUCUUCUGCUAGUGAUGGUUUUGGCUCUUCUGCUAGUGAUGGUUUUGGCUCUUCUGCUAGUGAUGGUUUUGGCUCUUCUGCUAGUGAUGGUUUUGGCUCUUCUGCUAGUGAUGGUUUUGGCUCUUCUGCUAGUGAUGGUUUUGGCUCUUCUGCUAGUGAUGGUUUUGGCUCUUCUGCUAGUGAUGGUUCUGGCUCUUCUGUUGCUGCCAGCAAAGGUACCCCUGCUAGUGAUGGGAGCAGUACUUGCAGCUGCAGCGGGACAGGGGAGCAGCAGCAGCGCACAGGAGGGGGGUCAGGGUGGGUGAUAGGGGUGAAGGAGUGUGAACCUCCAAAAGAAGUAGCGGCAGGGGUGGAAGGUUGGAGGUACGAAGAAGGGGUUGUGCUGGCAGAUGUGACGAUGCAGGCAGCACAAGAGGUGCUGCCACAUGUCAAGCAGGCAUUGGAGCAGAUGCGGGCCGGGAACGGUGGGGAUGGAGAUGCAUCGUGGCUGCAGGGAUUGGUGCAGCAUGAGAGGGUGUGUGGUGGCAUGGUGUCAGCUGAUGGGGAGAAGGCACUCAAUGAGAUGUUCUGA
Messenger RNA from Closterium sp. NIES-65, 1254 nucleotides. Lineage: Eukaryota; Viridiplantae; Streptophyta; Zygnematophyceae; Desmidiales; Closteriaceae. The record is from the annotation of a GenBank genome assembly.